Prorocentrum cordatum is the source of this 660-nucleotide messenger RNA. Lineage: Eukaryota; Dinophyceae; Prorocentrales; Prorocentraceae. The record is from the annotation of a GenBank genome assembly.
AUGGUGGGCAUCGUCUCGGUCCUUAUCAUACUACGCGGCGCGGCCGAGGAGUCCGCUUCGCUGCAGCGCGUGCUGAGCGCCUUCACGAUCCAGGCCACCCAGUGUCACGACGAGUCGGACCGCCUGCUCGUGCAGGGGCACGUGGCCAUGCUGGAGCUGUCAUUGCGGAAGGACAGGGAGGAUAACUUCUCGGAGGAGCAGGCGCUCGAUAGCUUCAACACCCGCGUGCAGGAGGAGCUCGCCCCCGCCGUCUUGCUCAACCUGGGGCGGCACUGUCUCCCCUACAAAGUGAUGGCGGCAUGUGCGGUUAGUAGUUGUCUGGACGGCGUGGACACCCUGGCAGUUGCGCUCCAUGGUGGCGCGGUGCGCUACGGUGUGCUGAAUUUCCUCACAGGUCUGGAGCAGACCUUCCUCUCCUUCCCGCUCAUGACGAUUUUUCUGAAUUCUCUGGCCGCCCGCCGGCUGGACAUGCGCCGAGGCAGGCUCACAGAGCUGAUGUUCAUAGUGGCGAGCAGCGUGGCGGCGCUCCCAGCAAUCUUCGCUUUUCUUGGGCUGCCCGUGCUGCUCAAGAGGCUGGCGUACGAGUCCGACGUCUACGCCGCCGCCUUGUGCGCGUGGGUGCUCCUGGAGCUGGUCACCACGCUGCGCCUCUUCAGGUAG